Molecule: messenger RNA, 2160 nt
Organism: Rhopilema esculentum
Lineage: Eukaryota; Metazoa; Cnidaria; Scyphozoa; Rhizostomeae; Rhizostomatidae
Source: RefSeq, a predicted model, not a curated record
AUGGAUAGUGAAUCUAAAGGUACAUUUGUAGAGCUGAGAACAUUUGAAACGUACGAAAACAGGCAUGUUCUUGGUAAAAAAGUCGAAGAAAUUGGAAAAGGACACAAGUGGGCUCUGGAGGAGGAGAAUCGGCUGCCAAGCGAAGAGAGACUUCAUGUUGGGUCGAAAGAACAAGGCGGCGAAAAGCGACUAAUUCAGCCCAGAAUUGAUGCAGCAUUGCAGAACAGUACAGCAGAAAUCUACUUGAAAAUGUUCAAGACCGCAUACCAGCUUGCAGUAAACCCAACAAUGCCUCUAAAACACUUUAAAGUCCUUGUGAAGUGCCAGAGAGAAAACGGGGUUGUUUUAGUUCAAGGGAGAGACGACAAUAAAGCGGCCAGAGAGUACAUUCAUUAUAUUGCAACCGCUGUUCGAGAGAAGUGUGCAGCAAUUAUUGCUAGCCAAAAUUUCAUGUCUUUAAUGUCUGAUGGCUCCCAAGCUAGAAAAACAGGGUCGGAAAAGGAAAUGAUUUUACUGCGUGUUGAAAGAAAUGGAAUACCCUGUUACCUUAUAGUAUCACUUCUUGAAAUGAGUAGAUAUGGGGGUGUUGAUGCAGACUCCAUUAAAAAAGGUAUUGAUAGCAUUUUUGACGAAAAAAAUGGGGUGAUCAAGCUCCAAGCAAAGGCAUACGCAACAAAAAUGGUCUCAGCAACAACCGAUGGUGCAAGUGUGAACACAGGAAUUUACAAUGGUGUUCUUAAACAGCUUUCUUUGAAUCGCGAUUGGCUUUUGAUGAUACACUGUGCAAAUCACCGAGUAGAGCUUGCCUUCAAGUCUGCAAUAGCAGAAUCCGCAUUCAGUGCUUGUGAUGAGCAAUAUAAAACUAUAUACACGUUACUAAGAAACUCUGGUAAAAUAAAUGCUCAAGUUUAUGCUGCAUGCAAAGCCCUUGGCAUUGAAGCACACAAGAAACUUCCAAAGAUCCAUGGAACACGGUUUGUGAACCAUCGUAGAAAAGGGAUGAAAAUCUUGGUCGACAUGUGGCCAGGGCUAAUAACGGCCUUUGAAAAUACCUUAACGGAUGGUUCAGGGGCAGCAGAAACAAAAGCAAAAAUUAAAGGCUUACUAAAAACGUUGCAGUCAUAUGAGUGCUUUUGCAAAAUGGCUAGCUACAUAGAUGUACUAGAGGCGGCAGGGCCUGCAUCACUUGUGUUUGAAGGGGAUGGUGUUAUGCCAUACGAAAUCGCGGGGGCAAUUGAGAGCACCGUCGUAGAGCUGAAUGACUUGGAGGCAAACGCUGGAAAAGAUGAAGAGCUCCUAAACAGCCAAGUUGCAAAGUUCAAGGUAGAGGGUAAUGGGGAAAUUGUUGGAGUGUAUUUGAAAGAGGGGCAUGGCAGAAAAAAGCCAGUCAACAGAGAGUGCAUCGAUGUAAGUAUAACUGGAAUGAAGUUCUCAGCAAAGGCACGAGAGAUUGCAGCGAAUGCAAAGAAGGCCACUGUAAAGAAGUUGAAAAGUCUGCUUCUAGAAAGGUUUCCCGAAACUGACAACAAACUCUACCAUGCUAUGCAAAUCUAUGACCCACAGUACUGGGAAGACGAUGUAGACUAUGGUGUGGAGAGCCUCGAAAUCAUUCUUGAUAGAUUCGCUGUUCCGCUUUUGGAAGCUGGAAUCAGCACAGAACAUGUUUUUUCUGAAUGGAAGAGAUUCAAGCUUCUUGCCCGACGACAACUGAUGGGACUUUUUGCAGAGCCGAAAGUUCUUUGGCGGCAAGUUUUGAGUUUUAAGAGGCUUCAGUUUCCAAACUUGUGCCUUGUUAUCGAGUUGUUGAUAACCAUUGCAGGAUCAAACUCUGCCGUUGAAAGGGCAUUUAGUGUUUUGACCCUUUUACUUAACGAUCGUCGGCUGUGCAUGACUCACGAAACCAUGGAGAAUCUGAUGAUAGUUAAAGGGAAUGACAAAGUGUGGACGGAAAAAGAAAAAAAAGACAUCUUGGCACGUUCUGUCGACAUUUAUCUUGAGAAGAGACGGAAAACAAAACUAUCAUCAGCAGGAAUUGAAGGAGAGCCAUCCAGCAAAAAGAUAUGCCUUGACAAAGGCAGGCAAUUUGAAGAUAAAAACUUUGAAGAUUCAGAUCAAUCUGAGACAGACAGAGAGUCCAAUGACAGUGACUUUUUUACGUAG